Molecule: messenger RNA, 1668 nt
Organism: Aspergillus nomiae NRRL 13137
Lineage: Eukaryota; Fungi; Ascomycota; Eurotiomycetes; Eurotiales; Aspergillaceae
Product: UDP-N-acetylglucosamine diphosphorylase
Exons: 3
Biological process (GO): UDP-N-acetylglucosamine biosynthetic process
Molecular function (GO): UDP-N-acetylglucosamine diphosphorylase activity
Source: RefSeq, a predicted model, not a curated record
GCACCCCGCCAUUCAUUCCCAAAACCCCUCCCUGACUCUAAUUCUCGCUUUCCCGCAUUCUCCUCCCCCCAACAUCCACAUCUCUCCUCCCUUCGAACAAACUCUGCAUAUUUCCCUCCGAGUCCACUUACAUUCAAGUUCAACACCAUGGCGGCAGCUAUUAAGGAAACCGUAUCCAAUCUGCUCCAUGGCCAUUCCGAAAACACCCCUCGCCAGCCUUCCCCUGAAGAGUUCCAGCAACUACAACAGAAAUAUACUGCUGCCGGGCAAGGACAUGUUUUCAAAUUCGCCGAUCAAUUAAACCAGGUCGAGAAGGCUCAACUCUUCCAUCAGUUGAGCAACUUCGACCCCAACCGGAUCAAUGAACUGGCCGACAAGGUUCUUAACCCCGCCAAAGCUCAGGAUGGCCCCGUUACCCUCGAACCCCUCCCUGAAGUGGCCACUGCCUCUAUCAUGGACUCGGACCCGAAGGACAUCCAGCGGUGGUACGAUGAAGGUCUCCAGGCGGUGUCGGAGAACAAGGUCGCGGUGGUCCUGAUGGCUGGUGGACAGGGUACCCGUUUGGGAAGCUCUGCACCCAAGGGCUGCUUCGAUAUUGGUCUACCCAGUCAGAAGUCCCUCUUCCAGAUCCAGGCAGAGCGUAUUGCCAAGCUCCAGCUCCUGGCGCAAGGAACUUCCGGCAAGGAAGCCAUCAUCCCCUGGUAUGUCAUGACCAGUGGACCUACCCGCAAGCCCACGGAAGAGUUCUUCGAGCAGCACAAGUAUUUUGGACUGGACAAGAAGAACGUCGUCAUCUUCGAGCAGGGUGUCCUGCCCUGCAUUUCUAAUGAGGGUAAGAUUUUGUUGGAGACCAAGUCUAAGGCUGCUGUUGCCCCUGACGGAAAUGGUGGAAUCUACCAAGCCCUCAUUACCUCUGGUGUGCGCGAAGACAUGCGGAAGCGUGGUAUCGAACACAUUCACACUUACUGCGUCGACAACUGCCUAGUCAAGGUUGCCGACCCCGUCUUCAUUGGUUUCGCCGCUUCCAAGAAGGUUGAUAUCGCUACUAAGGUGGUCCGUAAGCGCAAUGCUACCGAGUCGGUUGGUUUGAUCCUUCAGAAGAAUGGCAAGCCUGAUGUAGUUGAAUACUCCGAAAUCGACAAGGAGACGGCUGAGGCUAAGGACCCCAAGCAACCUGAUGUGCUGAAGUUCCGCGCUGCCAACAUCGUCAACCACUACUAUUCCUUCCGCUUCUUUGAGUCUAUCGAGACUUGGUCCCACAAGCUGCCUCACCACGUUGCUCGCAAGAAGAUUCCUUGCGUGAACAUUGAGACCGGCGAGGGUUUCAAACCUGAAAAGCCCAACGGUAUCAAGUUGGAGCAAUUUGUCUUCGAUGUCUUCCCGUUGACCCCUCUGGAGAAGUUUGCAUCUAUCGAGGUACGCCGCGAGGAUGAGUUCUCGCCGCUGAAGAAUGCUAGGGGCACUGGUGAAGAUGACCCUGACACUAGCAAACGCGACAUCAUGAACCAGGGACAGCGCUGGAUUGAGAAGGCCGGCGGAGUUGUUGUCACCGAAGGCGAGGCCGUUGGGGUUGAGGUCUCCCCGCUGAUCAGCUAUGGUGGUGAGGGGCUUGAGUUCCUCAAGGGCCGUGAGAUUAAGGCUCCAGCGGUGAUUGAGAAGGAAGAGUAA